Molecule: messenger RNA, 2131 nt
Organism: Ceraceosorus guamensis
Lineage: Eukaryota; Fungi; Basidiomycota; Exobasidiomycetes; Ceraceosorales; Ceraceosoraceae
Exons: 4
Coding region: 319-2070 (583 amino acids)
Biological process (GO): dolichol-linked oligosaccharide biosynthetic process; protein N-linked glycosylation
Cellular component (GO): endoplasmic reticulum
Molecular function (GO): dolichyl pyrophosphate Glc2Man9GlcNAc2 alpha-1,2-glucosyltransferase activity
Source: RefSeq, a predicted model, not a curated record
CGUAUGGAUUGGUAGAAUCAAAUCAAGAAUCACGAAUGCUCGCCAUCAUCCGAGCAUCACAAUCAAGAAUCAAGAAUUGUCAGCAUUCGAAGACGCAAGAGUCCGCGAGACUUUGGACGGGUGUCACGACGAUCGAGCGUGUCGCACAAGAACACGUCCCGUCAAGUCGCAAAGCUGUCGCAUGGGAAUCAUCGAGCUCAGAGAAAAGUGUCGAUCGCUCGCUUGCCCCGCAUCGAAGACACAUGCAGCUGUGAGAUCAGGCCAGUACAAAGGUGCAGCGCCUGCCAGCAAGCUCCUGAGGACGCCCGCCUGCACACAAUGUCCUCCGUGGCGAGGACAGUUGGGCGACGACAAGCCGUGGGGCUUGCCUUUGCGCUCGUGUGCGUCGGCGUAGGGGAGCAUGUCAAUCGCACUGUACCACACGCGUAUCUCGAUGAGAUCUUUCAUGCCCCUCAAGCUGCCAGAUACUGCGAUGGCGAUUACAAGACCUACGACCCCAAAUUGACAACGCCUCCAGGGCUCUACAUUCUGUCGUUGCUGCUCUACAGGAUUCUACCAGGCUGGCUGACUGGCCACUCGGCAUGCACCGACGUCUCCUUCCUUCGAGGCACAAAUUUGGUCUUGCUGCUCUUGCUUCCUCACCUAUUGCACAGCCUCAGAGCUCAGAUCAUGAAGGACAAAAGCCAGCUUCCUCCGGCUUACACGAGACACGCUAUGCUCGACGAGGCGGCUACUCGAGCUCCUCUCGAGAUCACACCUGGAGCCGUUGGAGUCUCCAGCGAGCAAGAGCCGGACAGGAGGCAUCCCGCUUCGCAUGGUGCCGUGCCCCGACCUGCUCCUGCUCAGCACCCACGUGGAGGCCGGAGCGGCAAGUUGACGCUUCAGGAAGUGCUCGAGGCCAGCAGGCUUUCAGAGUGGCUCUAUACCCUGUCGACGUGGAGGGUGUACGAGGGGCACGUGAUCGCAUUCUUGCCUCCUCUUUGGUUCUUUGGCUUCCUGUACUACACGGAUAUAGGAGGUGUCUGCUUCGUGCUGGCUUCUGCCCGGGCUGCCCUAUCAUCGCGACAUGUUCUAGCCGCCUGGCUCGGCUUCGUCUCGCUGUUGUUUCGCCAGACAAACGUCAUCUGGCUCAUGUUCAUCAUGGCGACGUCCGUUCUUCGUCUUGCGCAAGUCGAUUCGAACGUUGGGCACUCCACGUCUCAAACUUUCUACUCGCUCCUGCGGCUCGUGGGCGGACCCGAUCGACAGCUAGCUCUCCGCAUUGUCGCUCCGUACAUUCCCAUCUUUAUGCUCUUCGCAGCUUUUCUGCUAUGGAACGAUUUGAGCAUCGUGCUAGGCGACAAGUCCAACCACAUUGCCACGCUGCAUUUUGCCCAGCUCCCUUACUUCUUAGCUUUCAGCUUAUUCUUUGGCUGGCCUGCUAUGCUCUCGCAAGCCGGUGGACCCAUCGCUCUCGUUCAUCACACAGUACGGACUCUUGCCGGAAAUGCGCGCCAAGUCUUGAUCACGGUCGUUCUGUGCGGCCUGGCCACUGCAGCGAUCAAGUAUGGAACGCUAGCGCAUCCCUUUCUGCUAGCGGACAACAGGCACUACUCUUUCUACGUCUGGCGAAGAAUCAUCAAUAGGACUACGUGGAGUCGGUACGCUCUAGUGCCUUUCUACGUCGUCUCGGCAAGAUGCUGGAUCGACGCUUUGAGUCGAACGCAAUCCGAUCUUUGGAUCUUGGGCCUGUGCGCAAGCACAGCUCUCACGCUCAUUCCCUCACCUCUUAUCGAGCCGAGAUACUUUCUGGUUCCUUACCUGCUCAUGCGACUUCACAUUCCUAGCGGCCCGCCAAGAUCAAGAUCUUCGCAAACGCAAUGUCGGUCGACAAGUCCCAGACAAGGGGAAGGAGAGGAGCGAGAAAUCCGAGAAGCGCCAAGAGCAAGAGAUGAGGAAUCCCGUCCGGUUUGGGGCUUGCUGCUCGAACUCGCGUGGUUCGCGGUGCUCAACAUCGUCACCAUGUACCUCUUCCUUCACAGACCUUUCAAGUGGCCUUCCGGACAGGGCUGGCAAAGGUUCAUGUGGUGAAAUCGACCAUACCCAUAUGACCCACCUAUUCAAAGAAUUCAUCAGACUGCUUGCAUCCAAG